Cephus cinctus (wheat stem sawfly) is the source of this 534-nucleotide messenger RNA. RefSeq lists its product as uncharacterized. Lineage: Eukaryota; Metazoa; Arthropoda; Insecta; Hymenoptera; Cephidae. The record is from RefSeq and is a predicted model, not a curated record. Bases 119 to 451 code for a protein of 110 amino acids. The transcript is spliced from 2 exons.
GAAGAAGAGUGUGAAGAAUCGCUUCACAAUACGUGGGGUAUGCGUUAAACAGUAUCGGAAGCAAAAGGAGAAAAAAGAACAAUGCGAUCUUCUUCAUAAUUUUUUUACAGAUGAAAUCAUGUCGAUAGCAUCGGCCGCUAGCGAUCGCAGUGUCUACAUCGAUGAUGAUGAUGAUGAUGACCGCUCCACCAUGUCCAGCGCUUCUAACGAACGCUAUCAAUUUGUAGAGCCGUUGGAGGUUGCUGGCUACGAUAACCAUAUUGCACCGGACAACGCACGGUCUCCGCAGGAGCACGACAACGCUGAAAAACCGGUGCUAUGGGUUCGUAGGAACGGCGUGUACGAGGUAGCGGAUGCCGACAAAGCGGCCGAUGCAUUGGCGGGGUGCGAUGGGGCCCCGAGCGCAGCGGCUACCCUCGAGGCAGGUAACGUAGAAAGAAAUAUUCUUUAACAUUUAAAGUCCUCUUUGUCAAAACUGCUAACUUUAAAAAUGUAGGGGAUGAUGAUGAUGAUGAAAACCUGUUAGACGCUGUA